Etheostoma spectabile (orangethroat darter) is the source of this 3840-nucleotide messenger RNA. RefSeq names its product piggyBac transposable element-derived protein 4. Lineage: Eukaryota; Metazoa; Chordata; Actinopteri; Perciformes; Percidae. The record is from RefSeq and is a predicted model, not a curated record. The coding region runs from base 118 to 2097 and encodes 659 amino acids. The transcript is spliced from 2 exons.
AAGAAGAAACACGUUUCUGACUUCAGAGCGCGAACGUUUUUCGUAAUACAUCCAUGGCUAACAUUUAACGUUACUGACUGCUUUUGAUACACUUUUAUUCCAUCUUUGCUUUAUAAAAUGGCAUCAUUCGUCCGAUACAGCACAGAAGAAGAAGAAAAAGCAGAAGGGCCGGAGCUGGAGAGUGAAGACGAUGAAGAAUCAGGAGCAGAGAGUUUUCUCACAGAUCAAGAGAUGGAGGGAUGGGAUCCAGCUGAGGAUUUUGAUGAUUACCAAGAAGAUGAUGAAGAGCCUAGAAACUCUCCUGUAUUACAACAUGAAAGCCCCCCUGCUGAAGAUCCCAGCACCUCACCUUCUGGACAAGAUGCCAGCCCCUAUGCUUCUACAAAAGAAGAGCAGCCACCCCAGAAUGGGAGAAAACGUGGACAGGCUAGAGCACGACCUCCUUCUCCACCACACAGCCGGGCACAGGGAUCCAGGUCCAAGCGUGCACAACGUUUUUCAAGUGGCCGGACCAAAACCAGAUCCAGAUCUCCUCGUAAGCCACAGCCGGUAUACUCAGCCACUUCCUGGAACACUGAGGAAGAUCCUGAUGCAUGUCCAGAGACAAGAAGGUUUGUCCCAGCAAGACCCCCCGGGCAUAAACUGAACCCGGACCAAACAUACACACCAUUGGACCUUUUCAAACUGUUCUUCAGCAAUAAAGCCGCUCUAACCAUUUGUAAUCACACAAAUAAACAAGCUGCUAAAAACAUUGCAAAAGGAAAAAAAUAUCCAUGGACAAACAUCACGACGGAGGAGUUUUUCAAGUAUGUGGGACUAACGUUCUUUGUAGCAUUGGUAAAACUGGGUAAGAUCAGUGAUUACUGGAAAAAAAACACAAUUUUUAGUGUCCCAUUUCCAGCCAAUGUCAUGUCACGUGACAGGUACCGAGCGAUAUCUUGGAACAUCCACAUGAGUGAUCCUGAGAAAGAUGGUGAGAAUGACAGAAAGAAAGGGACACCAGAUCAUGACCGUCUGUUUCAACUGAAGCCCCUCCUGGACACCAUCAAAAAUGCUUGCUUAUCAUUUUACCACCCUAGGCAGAACCUCGCGAUUAACGAGAGGAUGGUGGCGGCAAAGCCCCAUAGUGGAAUGACGCAACACAUGACAGCAAAGCCAAUCAGUUAUGGUUUCAAACUCUUUGUUUUGGCUGACAGCAGCAAUGGCUACACUGUGGACUUUACUGUGUACACUGGAAAGUCACAGUUUGUCUCAGGCGUUGGACUUGCAUAUGACUCUGUGAUGUCCCUGAUGAACAAGAAAUAUCUGGGCAGUGGCUUUCAUCUAUAUGUGGAUAAUUUCUACACCAGUCCAAAACUCUUCAAGGAUCUGUUUAGCCUGAAUGUCGGAGCAUGUGGUACAUACAGAGACAACAGAAAAGCUUAUCCCCACACAGACUUGAAUGCGCUGAAGAAAAAUGCUCCUAGAGGCUCGAUCAGGUGGAUCCGUGAAGGCCCACUGGUUUUUGUGAAGUGGAUGGACACACGAGAGGUCUCUAUCUGCUCUACAAUCCACCCGGCAUUCUCUGGAAACACUGUGAAGAGGAGGGUCAAAACACAGGGUGACAACUGGACUACCAAAUGCAUUCCAUGCCCAACACCUAUAAUGGAAUAUAACAAGUACAGGGGCGGUGUUGAUUUGUCCGACCAGCUGAUACAGUAUUACACUGUACGUUACAACAGCAUGCGCUGGUACCAGACCUUGUUUUUCCACUUCAUGGACAUUGCAGCCACAAACGGCUACCUCCUCCACAAAGAGCUUUGCAGAGAGAAGCAGGAGGAACCCAUGAGCCACAAGGACUUCUUGGAGGAGCUUACAGCCCAGUUGUGUGGUGUCACAGUUAAGACCCCUUGUGCCCAGACACACAGUAGCCACGUACCUGUGGCAAUCACUAAAGUACUUGAUGUAAGCAGAAGGGCCUCGAAUGGACGCAAGUCCUGCAUAAACUGCAGACAGACCAGGAAAGCCAACCAGUCUACUCCCUGGAAGUGUAAGGAGUGUGAUGUGGCCCUCUGUGUCAUUGCAGACAGGAACUGCUUUGAGGCAUGGCACAGCUAAUGUUUUGGACAAAAUGGAACAGGGACUUGACUAAACAAAUAUAUUUUGAUCUGUGUUGGUUACAAUGUUCGUUGGUCCCCAUCACCAAGGCCUUAGUCUGGAUGUACCAUUGAGUUUUGGUAAACUAAAAAGUAGCCUACAUGAACAACCUGUGCUGUGACUUUAAUGACACCUCACACAAGACUUAAAUGGUUCACAUGUAAUGAAAGGGGGCAGGGCUUGCCAUAGGGGCCGAGUCAAACUAUGACCAGUGAAAACGAAACCGAUGAAAGUCUGAGUACAAUGAUACUUUACACAAUAGUGUACAUCAAACGGGUCAUUAGUUUUGAAUGGGGCGAGGCUAAAGGGGGCAGGUCAACCCCUCACCUAUAAAGAAGGAACUGCUGAGUUCAAUAACAGGCUCGUUUGAGAUGAACUGUGCUCCGUCUGUAAAGUGGACGAGAGCAUGCGACAGCAGCAGGGGGCGGGGACAAAAAGCUGCAGUAAAGUCAGACAGAUUCCAACAGCCUUCAGGCUGAACAGAAAGUGACAGAAACACUGGUGCAAUUCCAAUUUGAUAAAAUAUAACCAGACCCACAUAUCAGCUGGUACACACUCUCUAGUUGUUUUAAUUAUGACAAGCGUAGCUCUCGAAAUGUUCUAUAUGCAAUCUGUUGCUGAUUUUAAUGAAAGUAUUAAAAGUAGUCAAUGCAGAAAAAUCCUCACAUUUUAGAAACUGGAAAUAAUGAAAACAGUUCUGUCAAUCAACUCAGUGUCUAUUGGUCCAAUCAUUUCGGCUGGACUUGUAGGCCUGUAUAUUGUUAGUUUGUUUAAUUUAUAUUACAACCUUGUAUUUUAUAAACUAUAUGGGUUUUGUAUGCAAAAAUAUUAAUGUUUAUAUUUCUCUCUAAAAUGUAUCGGAGUAAAAAGCAUGAAAAGAAAAAACUUAAGUAAAGUACCUCAAAUUUGUACUUAAGUACAGUACUCAAGUAAAUGUACUUAGUUACAUUCCACCACUGUCUGCAAUACACAAAUGAUAAACGAGAGAGAACAGAAAGAAGACAGAAAGUGAAGAACACAGUAGACAACAGUAAUACCAGUGGGAGUAGUUGCAAUCUAUCAACUUUAAUUAAGUUGAUGAAUUAUACAUUUUCCAAUACCCGAGUGGGCUUAUAUUAGGCUUUCUGUGCAAUCAAGUGGCACUGUGCUGUACUACUAAAAAUGCUGAUAAAUUAAUACCAAAUAUAUGCGUUAUAGUGAAUAAUUAGUGAAGCUGAAGUGUAUGACAUGAAUACAUAAAAUGUAUAGUUUCAUCCAACGUCCCAUUUCAAGUGAAGAGUCAGAAGUACAGCAAACAACUUUUCUUCCACAAUAGUUUUGGUUGGUGCAUAAAGUGAUAUUUCAGACUUUUUUGUUCUGGUUGAAAAUCUGAGUAUCAUGUCACAUUUACUCAUAAGCAUACUACAUCUUUGUUUUGGUCUGAGACAGCCGUUUUCUUCACUCUAUUUUAGCUCUAUGGUAACAUUUGGUUAGGUUUCUGUUGACUUCUUGACACAAAGGGAAAGCUGAGCAUUAUUUCCACUGGGGACACCACUUUUGAAAAUCCCAUCUGUGCCCCCACACACAUACUUUCAAAUCUGUUUCAUAUUAUUUUAUUAUUAUAAGUCUUGGCGAUUGGCCUCUAUUUUAAAGAAUAAAAACUAAGACAUUGUUUCUUAUGCAAGAGUUAGAGUGCCUGUGGUAGGAAUGAUUUCCUGUAGCGGU